Messenger RNA from Papilio polytes (common Mormon), 1652 nucleotides. RefSeq lists its product as uncharacterized. The transcript has 3 exons. The record is from RefSeq and is a predicted model, not a curated record. Bases 273 to 1493 code for a protein of 406 amino acids. Lineage: Eukaryota; Metazoa; Arthropoda; Insecta; Lepidoptera; Papilionidae.
ACAUUCCUUAAUGGCAAUACUCAAUACGUUUUUCGCGAAAAAAAUCUCGUCCCAACCCAAACACCUGUUUGUUAUUGAUCGAUUAGUUUUACAAAUAAUGAAAACAACAAUUUCACCUUCAUCGUAGAAAUAAGCAGGUUCUAAGUUCUGUCCUUUUUAUAGCUGAGAAAGCUUGUCCCAUGCAAAAGAAAAAAAGGGCUAGGUAACUUCGCGAAGAGAACAUUUCAUGGGCGAAUCUCCUGAGAAUUAUUGAAAAUAAUAAUACACUAAUAAUGCAAACCAUAUUUUUAUGUGAUGGGGCAAAAAUGCAUGGAUCUCAGCGGGUAAUUAUGUUCUGCCUUCUGACUACAAUCCUACCUACAACUUUAAUAGUAUCAUCAUUGUAUCUCAGGAAUAUUAGAUAUGCUGAUGUUAUGUACAAAAUAUCAGAUUCAGAUGUUAUACAAAUCCAUAAAGGACAAUCUUCAAUUUUCUGUGAAAAACAUUCCUUGAAAAUGAACAACACAUUUAAUGCAUUCCAAAUGAAAGGCAGACCUGAACUAUCUAAUAAGACAAGACAUAUUAAAUUAAGAAAAUCAAUGUCAAUGCCCGAUGAUACUUUAGAAUAUUGGGGUUUCUUUCUCUUUGCUGGAGCAACUGUUGAACUGAAAGCCUGUUCCAGGUAUGAAGGUUCUAAAAUAUUAGUAGUGAAAGGAGAUAAAAUUCUAAACACCUGUGGUAUAUUAGAUGGUAGUAAAUACAGGAAAGAUCCAUCAUUAAUUGAUAAACAAGGUCAAGUGUCUGUAACUUUGGAAAAUCCUGGAAAAAAGAUUAAUAGUGUAAAAUUGUCAGAGAAUACACAACACGAAAAUGCUAUGGAAGAACAAUCAAAUGAACAUGAUGAUUUUAAAGAUAAUUUUGAGAAAGAAACCAAUAAAAGACAAAAAAGAUCAGCCGCAAGUAUGCCAUUACACAAUCCAAAUACUAUAUUGGACACUGGAGUUAAUCACGGUGGCAAUGCAAAUGUUCCAAAUGUAACAGAAGAUGCUUCAGUAUCAAGCUUCGAGAACAAUUUACAUGAGUGUUACAAUGAUAACAUACUCAUGAACAAUUUCUUUCCAUAUUCUAAAGAAUGUAAUAGCACCAACUAUUUAGAAAAUACUACUAUAUUAAAGGUUGAACAUAAGAUACAAUCUGACGGGUAUUAUUACUAUAUAUUUUAUAGUGACAAUGAUUUGGUGAAUAAUGACAUUCAUGCAAUAUUUGAUAUUUAUAAACCAACAUUCCAAUAUGCAAACAUGUCUGACUCCAAGGUUUGUCUUAAUAGUACUGAAUGUGAGUUUGAUAUAAGUAUUUUUAGUGAUGAGUUAGUGAUAGUAGAAGUUCCCACGACUGAUGGCUUUAAUAAUGAUAAAUCAUUUAUUUUAACUUCGGUAUGUCACCCUCGUACCUCAGUAUACAUUAUUUUCCCAGUGUCAGUUUUGUUGUUGAUACUCCUUUUUGCAUUUUUAUGAUAUUUCUUGAAAGUUUGGUCAUAUUCUUUACUGAUUCGGGUGAAUAUUACCAGAAAUGUGAUAUUAAUUUAUUAAUUAGAUAUUGUUAAGUAGAUAAUUGAAUAGAUAUGUUGAUCUAUUUAUUAUUCAUUGUUAUUCUAAAUAUAUUAUUCUUCUUGA